AAUCAACACCAUUAGAUUCAAUUUUCGAAGCACAGCAUAUACAUUUCAGUAAGCUUCUUCAGCUCGAGAGAUGGAAGCCAUCGUAUGACAUGACAAUUAACAGGAUUCUUUAUCAAUCAAGAAUGGGAGCGACUCCAUCCCUCAUCGAAAGAGAAGCACGUCUACACGCAGAAGCCGUGGCUGAGCAGGCUCGGAAGGAUGUAGAACUUGCGCAGGCUGCGUUAAUAAAGGUAAUCCAGGCCAAUCAAAAAUCACAGCAAAAGGCUGCGGAGGCCCAGCUCGCCGCACAGGCGCAGGUGUAUAAGGAGAUGGUAGCGACGUUGCAGGCUGAGCGGGCUGCUAGGGAAGCCGUGCAGGCACAAUCUCACAAGGAAAUGAUAGCGGUGGUCCAGGCGGAAUGUGCUGCUAUUCAAAAACGAGCGAACAUGGACAUUCAGUCUGCUCAGGAGCAUGUCGAGAAAUUAGAAGAGAGGGAUGCAACUGCUGACCAGGAGGCGACCGACGCAUUAAAGAAAGUGGCAGAAGAGCGAGUUAAGAUGGCUAAUGCUGCCAAGGAGGAGGCUGAACGGAAUUUGAAAGUAGGCAUUUAACCUGUGGUGACUCCUACACCUGUAGAAAUCAGCGCCGCCAGGCAGAGAGUACAGUAUCACGAGGAC
This is a messenger RNA of Suillus plorans, 656 nucleotides long. RefSeq lists its product as uncharacterized. The transcript has a single exon. The record is from RefSeq and is a predicted model, not a curated record. The coding region runs from base 90 to 590 and encodes 166 amino acids. Lineage: Eukaryota; Fungi; Basidiomycota; Agaricomycetes; Boletales; Suillaceae.